CAAAUCUCCUCGCAUGGAUCAUAUCUACGACGUUCUACAUCUAUACAGGACAAACCGAUCUCAUCCAUAGUUACAACGCAAGAUGACCACACCAUCCAAUCGCCCAUACAUCGAACCCGAGCUCCGAGCCUAUCUCGACCGGAUCGAUUUCCCCCUAGGUAACGAUCCUAUAGUCUUGGUAGACGAGAUCAGCCGGGAUCCGAAGGCUGCAUUGGGGCAGGUUGUGAGGGCUCAUUUGGAGAGGGUACCUUUUGAGAAUACUUUCAUACAUUUGGCGGAACCCCGUAUAUCGCCUCCACUGGACCCAUCCUCGUUGCACGACCGGAUCGUCCGCUCUCAGCUCGGCGGUUAUUGUUUCUUCCACUCGUUGAACAGUACCAACGUCGUACUAGGGCUUGUUCAGCUGCAACGAAAUGGAGAUCGGGAUCUCGAUCACAGUCAAGAAGGAAAUUCAAAUAGGCAGCGAGGCCAUCGACAAGGUUGGCAGAUCACGAACGCUAGACCUGUCCUCGGCGUAGUCUCCAUAGGCAAAGAACCAGAAACCAACCGCCCGAUCUUCGAGAGUCGUCGAGAGCCUACACACUGUGUGACGCUCGUCACCUUGCUCGACACCCGCACAGGGGUCGAAGAGCGGGCGGUGAUGGAUGUCGGGUUCGGGAGGAAGGGACCUAUCGGGCUGGUCCCUCUCCCAAGUUCUGAAAAGGCUGGGACGGCGGGUGAGGUCAUCUGGGAUGAUUCGCUCAGAGGAGAAGCUUGGCGAGUGAGGAGACCUAAAGUGGGGGAGUUACCGGGCCCGGAGGAAGGCUUGGAAGAGAGGUGGUUGGAGGGUCAUCCGUUGACUGAUGACGAGGGGAAGAGGAACUACUUGAUGCAGCAUCGGUUGUUCGCCCUAGGUCAAGAUCCCAGCGACCAAGACGACGACGACGACGACGACGACAGUAAUGGGGCCUGGGAGACGUUGUACGCGUUCAGCGUUGCCGAUUACCACGGGCUGGAGACUUUCCAAACCUUGUCGGGGCACGUCUUUGAGGGGAGCGAGGGGUGUACGACCAAGUUCAAGGAUCAUCUGACCGUCUCGAGGACGUAUGACUUGGAGCAAGGCAUAGAUUUCCCUGUCAAGAGGAAUAUGGGCAAGAAAUCGGGCAGUGAGGCGAGGACGAGGUCGAUGGGGAGGCUGGCGUUGACGGACAUGGUAUUGUCAACUUUCGUCACUUCAGACGAGGGCAAGGGCAAGAAGGAGGUCAUCAAAGAGUACAAGGGUGAGCGGGAGAGGAAUGAGGAUCUGAAGGGGUUGUUCGGGUUGAAGUUGUGAGCUUGGCAGCACGAGGCGUUUCGAGCUGUACAGCGGGGUGAGCUGCUGAAAGCACCCCAAUCAAUGCCCGUUGACCAUCCCCACACGCCCGCCCUGCUCCGAGCGCAAAGGUUCUUUUCCUCAGCUUGCUUCAGGCUUCACGGUUUGAUCGUGCUAUGGAUUCAUCUCAAACAUCCAAGGACUUGUGUCGAGCUGCUUGACUGUCGUCCGAAGUAUGCCACCCCUCACUCUCGUGGUCUUCACACGACGUCAAACCUUAUUGUUGUCCGGUGUCCCUCUGUUGAGAGUAUUUUGUCUCCGAGCGCGGUCAACACCGAAGAGGCCCGCACGGCCAAGCAAGCAAUAAUAUGAAGAUUGUUUGAGAGUUAGCAUUCCAUCCCAAGUCGUU
Filobasidium floriforme is the source of this 1700-nucleotide messenger RNA. RefSeq lists its product as uncharacterized. Bases 83 to 1312 code for a protein of 409 amino acids. Gene Ontology annotation, molecular function: acetyltransferase activity. The record is from RefSeq and is a predicted model, not a curated record. NCBI's taxonomy places the organism in Eukaryota, Fungi, Basidiomycota, Tremellomycetes, Filobasidiales, Filobasidiaceae. The transcript is spliced from 4 exons.